Metopolophium dirhodum (rose-grain aphid) is the source of this 1830-nucleotide messenger RNA. RefSeq lists its product as uncharacterized. The transcript has 8 exons. Gene Ontology annotation, cellular component: eukaryotic translation initiation factor 4F complex. The record is from RefSeq and is a predicted model, not a curated record. Gene Ontology annotation, molecular function: translation initiation factor activity; protein binding; mRNA binding. Lineage: Eukaryota; Metazoa; Arthropoda; Insecta; Hemiptera; Aphididae. The coding region runs from base 49 to 837 and encodes 262 amino acids.
UUAGCAUAAUAAUAUUGUUUAUAUUAAUUAUUAAAGAACUUUGCAGUAAUGCAGUUGAUUGUUUGUACUGCAGUUGAUAAAAUUGAAAAAAAAUCAUUAUGGAACAAAAAAAUAACUCUGAUAUUCAUUGGCGAACUCUUUAGAAAUGGUGCUUUUCCAGAAAAAGUUAUUUUGUCAUGCAUUACAGACUUAAGUAAAGAAAAUAAUGACAACAAUGAACUAAAAAUGCAUUGUUUAUGUACAAUACUGCAAUUAGUAGGACCAAUAUUAUCAAAAACAAAUGAUUUGAACAAACCAGUUAAUAAGCUUGUAUCCUCUAUAAAUGACCAUGGCAUGUCAUCGACACUAAAAUGUUUAAUACAUCAAGUAAAAAGAAUGCAUUCCAAGGGUUGGAAGAAUGAGGAGCCUGUCAAGUUUGUAGCAAACAAUCAUACUGAAUUUUCUGCUUUACCAACACACAUGAAAAGUGUGUAUACAUUAAAGUCAGAUAUGAUAAUGGCCGAAUGGGAAGUUAUACAGUUAUUAAAAAUUAGUAAUAUUUGGAAUUUCUACGAUCCAGUAUUGUUCGUUGUCUCAACAAUUCUUGUAGCUCUUGAAGAAAAUAAAGAUGUAAGAAAUCACGCUGGAAAACUUUUAGAUAGUCUUAAUAGAAAAACAAAGUUAUCAGCGUGUUCAAUUCAAUCCGGAGUCAACAAAGUAUUGAACGAUUUGGGCACUAAGAAAGACUAUCCAAAUUUAUCCAACUUAGUUUCAGAUAUAACUGGUCAGUUCUUGCAUUGUUGUAGCUCUAGGAGAAAUUCAAAAUGUAAGGAAUCAGGAUGGAAAACUUUUAGAUAAUCUUAAUGAAAAUAAAGUUAUCAAUAUGUUCAGUUCAAUCAGGAGUCAACAAAGUAUUGAACGAUUCGGAUUUCGGGCACUAAGAAAGAGUAUCCAAAUUCGUCAACUUAGUUUCAUAUAUAGUUAUACAUCAGUCUAAACAUUAAAGUUUAGUUAUGCCUGUUGAAUUUAAAUUUAAAUUGAAUUUAUCAAUUAAUUACAUAUCUUGUAGAAUUUUGUAAUAAAAUAUAAUGUUUUUUGUUGAAUUAUCUUCCUUGUACAUUUUUUUUAAAUUAAAUAGAUAAACCUAUUUUUAUAUUAUAUUUCAGUAUGCAAUUAGGUAUAAAUAAGUUAUUAUUAAUAUGACAUUUUUUAUUUUCCCAACAGUCGUACUAAUAAAUAUAAUGUACUAGCUGUCCCAAGGUGGCAAAAGUUACGUCGGGUGAAAUACAUUGGCAAUAUUAUAACUUAUAAGUACAAGUUCAAGAAAUCAAGGAUGGACUCUAGGAUAGGAUAGAUUGUUGAAUUUUACUUCUCGGAACAAUUCAUAUCUACACACCGAUAAAACACACACAAAAGAAAAAAGGUCAGGUUACCCGCGGGCUUCCGUGCCGCACAAUAUGUAUACUAAUAUAUAAAUGUAUAAUUAACACAUAUUUUGUUUUAAUUAUUUAUUAAUUAAUAACUUUAUCGGACUAAAUUUAUGUCAACUUUAAUUUUAAAAAAACUGCAAGACGAUUGCAGAAUAAGUCGUUUUGGAGUAAAUCCGGAACAAAAAAACGACUUCAUUUUAUAUCGUAGUGGAAAUAUCUAUCCAUCUAGAAAAUAUUGUAUGAAUGUUAUAAUGGCUAUAAUAAGUACCUGUCUACAUGCGUGCGGUACAAUAAUAGUUAAAUAAAUAGCCACACUAAGAAAUUUCACGGACUUCGAGUAAUAAAAAAGUAGUAAAUUGAUAAUAAACGUGUGUAUAACGGAAAUAAUAAACGCGCAUAACCCAUAAUUUGAUAUUAGCGG